AUGACACCGGUGGAUAAAGAAGAACCUGCAACAUCGUCAACUAGUCAAAGUCCAAACUCAUUCGAGAACGUUUUUUGUGCUAUUUGUGGUGACAAAGCGACUGGAAAACAUUAUGGAGCACUGAGUUGUGAUGGAUGCAAAGGUUUCUUCCGACGAACGAUUCGGAAACACCAUUCUUACGUGUGUCGUUUCGGGGAAAAGUGCCAAGUGGACAAAGCGAAACGGAACUCAUGCAGAAAAUGUCGAUUUGAUGUAUGUAUUCGAAAAGGAAUGAAAAGAGAUGCUGUACAGACAGAACGAGAUAGGAUAAGACCUCUGAAUGUAUUUUUAAAUGGAAAACUUACUGAAGAUCCUUUAUUGGAGACACUCCAGAGAGCUGAACAGGCAACCCGAGGAUUACGAACAACAGUGAUCACAAAAACAUCAGAAGCACGGAAACAGGCGACAACUGUAGAUGUAACAGAUAGUAUGAAUCAACAAUUGAGACUGAUGGUCGAAUGGGCAAAAAUGCUGGAAGGGUUUAUUAGAGUGGAUUGCAUUACUCAGGCGGCUCUUCUCAGACACUUCUCAGCACAACAUCUGGUAAUGUGUGCAGCUUUUCGAAGCAUUCAUUUAUCAGAUGCUGUGUGGUUAACAAAUGAAACAUGCUUACACAAGGAUAGUCCGAAGAUCCCAGAUAUGAACCGUGUCGCAGAACGAAUCAUCGAUCAAGUGACAACACCAAUGAGACAGUUACAUAUGAGUGAAAUUGAGUACAUUGCUUUAAAAGCAAUAACCUUUUUUGAUCCAUUGGCAAAAGGAAUUUCGAGUGAAUCCCAUGGUGAUGUGGAAGACAUGCGACAGAAGAUCCUGGAAGCCUUCGAACGUCACGUACGAUUCAGUUCCCCACACAAAGAUAUGCCACUUCGAUUCGCGAAUCUUCUUCUCCUACUACCUCCUAUGCUAGCAAUAUCAAGAGAUCUUGUGGAAGAUGUUCAACUGGCAAAGCUCUUUGGUCUUGCCUCUAUUGAUGACUUAAUGUUAGAACUAAUGUUGCCAAACGAGAAAAGUGUUGGAAGUGAUAAAGGAGAAUCACCCUUGACUGGUCAACAAUAA
This is a messenger RNA of Caenorhabditis briggsae, 1095 nucleotides long. RefSeq names its product Protein CBR-NHR-64 (gene Cbr-nhr-64). Gene Ontology annotation, biological process: cell differentiation; anatomical structure development; regulation of transcription by RNA polymerase II. NCBI's taxonomy places the organism in Eukaryota, Metazoa, Nematoda, Chromadorea, Rhabditida, Rhabditidae. Gene Ontology annotation, molecular function: zinc ion binding; nuclear receptor activity; nuclear steroid receptor activity. The record is from RefSeq and is a predicted model, not a curated record. Bases 1 to 1095 code for a protein of 364 amino acids. Gene Ontology annotation, cellular component: nucleus. The transcript is spliced from 7 exons.